AUGACACGGGAGGGCGUCCAGGAGAGCAUAAAUCUUACCAGCUCACUAUUAUUUGCACCUGCUGGUCCCCUUUUAGAAAAAGAAGUAGGUCUUGCUUCAGAUUCAGCUGCUGGGGUAACUAACCCAACUAUUGCAUCAGAUCAGGAGCAAACUUCUGAGAUGGAGAGCCACCCUAUUGAGCAGCUGCAAUUAGGCAGCAAAGGAGUCAAGUUAUUUUCUGGUCAAAUGAUAAAUCUAAAACGAAGGGGGCGUGAAGAACCACAGGAAUCACAGGUAAACAUCCAUAAACAAAGUCAGCUUUAUUUAGACAUGGAUUCCCUUUUUGCUAGAGUUGAACUUAAAAACAAAAUCAGAGAAAACUCCUUGAAAAUGGAUUCAAAGGAAGAGCCCAACACAUCAAACUACAUGCCAUUAUGGACAGAAAAGUAUAAACCGCAGAACUUUCUACAAUUGGCGCCAGCGGGAAAUGAAAAACAAUACCGAUCUAUUAUGCGAUGGCUUCAAAAAUGGUCCACAUUGGUAUUUGACGAUAGAGUCAAAGAGCACAUAGAUGGCACUGACUCGCUCGGCAGGCCAAGUCGUAAGAUUUUACUAAUUCAUGGACCACCGGGUGUCGGCAAGACAGUUGCUACACAUAUCUUAGCUCGCCAGAUGGGAUACAAUAUCCAAGAACUAAAUGCAAUGAAUAGUAUGGAUACUCUUCCACAGGGGUCGGUCAAUAGUUCAGCUGGAAGCAACGCUUACUCAAAUGCGUCAAAUGCUUUAAAGUUGAAGAUUCAAAAUACAUUAACAUCUAAUGCUGUUUCCAAGAAUGGUAAACCAUUUUGUUUACUCAUAGAUGAGUUGGAUUCUUUGGCAAACACAAACGAUGUUGUCAAGAUUUUGCAAGACAUUGUCACUUCAGAUCAACGAGCAUAUAUGAAGCAACAAAAGUACGUUAAUGGACAAAGUGACAACGAUCAGAAAAGAAAGAAAAAGAACGAUAGGAUAUUGAAUAGACCCAUCAUUUGUAUUGCCAACGAUAUAUACUCGCGGCAGCAGGGAAAGUUUGGACCCAACCCUUUAGAGAGGUUGAGAGCAAUAUCAGAGGUUGUGACGUUCCGAAAGCCCGCCAUUGCGCAAAGAGCAACUGGUGCCAAGGUCAGUGGCAGUGCCAUGAAGUCUGUCAAAGACUUUUUGAUGAAAAUUAAUGAGAGGGAAAAUCUUGGAUUAGAUUAUAGAGAUAUUGGAGAAAUUUGCGAAGUAUGCGAUGGAGACUUGAGGGCAUGUUUGAAUCAAAUGCAAUUUUCAGGAAAACGCUUGGCAUCAGGUACCAGUGUCAAGAAAGUUUCUGCAAUAGACAAGCAUAUAUCCUGGUUCACAAUGGUUGAAGACAUGUUUAAAAGAGAUCCGCAAUUGAAAAAGGAAGACAACUUUAGUGUUCUUUUGCAAAAGUACAUGGACGGUAAUGGUAAAUCCAUAACUGGCAGUAACGACUUAUUUGAUAAAUUCAUAAAUGGAGUGUUUAACAAGUACCUCGAUAUUAUCCACCUACAGGAUGAUACUUUAAUUAGACCCAGUGAAUUCAGUGACUGGCUUCAUUACCACGACUCUUUCAAUACUAACUUUAACGAUGCAAACCAGUACAAUGCAUUGAUAGCAUUGAAAAGCUGGACACUAUUUAGCGACUUGAAAACAUAUAGGGACAUAAACCCGCUAAUCCCAAAUGCCAAAAACUUGUCCUUUGAAACCUUUGAAAAAUUAAAGGAAAAUCGUCAUGUUGUUAAAACAGUAGUUUCGAAUAUCCCUGCUGCUACCCAAUUAGGAGUUGGAAGUACAAAUGCUGAUAGUGUUGCAUGUUGUUUUCUCCCUUGCCUUACCAAGAUUCUUAGCCCAAGUUUGUCGUCCAAGUCAAAGGGUAACCUAACUCCGACUGAAAUUGCAAAGCUUGAAAAAGUGACCUCCUUGAUUGAAUCAUUCAAACUAGGCCUUGAAACAAGGAGAGAUUUUGAAUCUGGUCAAAUGGAGUUGUAUUUGGCACCGGACUGGGAUGCUCUUACGAUUUUUGACACGUUUCUUGCCGCACGAUCAAGUGCAAUUGAAGUCAAACAACUCCAGCUACGGAGACAAGCAUUAUUUCCAAUGGUCAAUGCAGAAUUGGAGAAUUUGUCAGCCUCAAGGCGAAGCCAAAAACAAAAACGUAAACUUGAUGGCGUUGACAAUCCGGAAUUUACAAAGAAACCAAAAACAGGAGACCACGAGAAGCAAACGUUCAAGUCACAAUAUGACAAUGUGAAACAGGCUUCCAAACCAGACGAUGAAAUAGUUAAACAAGUGCCUAGGAUUUGGGUGAACUUUAAUGAAGGUUACUCGAAUGCUGUUAGGAAAGAGGUUAGUUGGAAUGACAUCUGGUUGCCAUAA
This is a messenger RNA of Lodderomyces margitis, 2400 nucleotides long. It is a transcript of the gene CTF18, whose product is annotated as Ctf18p. Gene Ontology annotation, cellular component: nucleus. The record is from RefSeq and is a predicted model, not a curated record. Bases 1 to 2400 code for a protein of 799 amino acids. Gene Ontology annotation, molecular function: DNA binding; ATP hydrolysis activity; ATP binding. The transcript has a single exon. NCBI's taxonomy places the organism in Eukaryota, Fungi, Ascomycota, Pichiomycetes, Serinales, Debaryomycetaceae.